Molecule: messenger RNA, 2295 nt
Organism: Volvox carteri f. nagariensis
Lineage: Eukaryota; Viridiplantae; Chlorophyta; Chlorophyceae; Chlamydomonadales; Volvocaceae
Exons: 20
Coding region: 1-2295 (764 amino acids)
Biological process (GO): transmembrane transport
Cellular component (GO): membrane
Molecular function (GO): transmembrane transporter activity
Source: RefSeq, a predicted model, not a curated record
AUGGCCGAGUAUUGCACCGAAGACAACUUUGAAAUAUCGCCGGGCGUGUUCACGCACACGCUUACGAAAGCACAAGUCGAGCAGCAGUAUGGUUGCUGCCAAAAGUACGUGUGCGGCAUCGCCUGCCCUGCGGCUUUCGAUACGAAGGGCAUUGCGGUGCAAUUUGGCAUCCCGGUGGCUGUCGUUUCCCUAUCGUGGUUUCUGAUGGCGCUCAUCAUUGCCCGCCUCACCAUCAAGGGCGACGCGCGCAACUUCUUCGUGUGCAACAGGUCCCUCCCGAUGUACGUUGUGGUGUGCGCUCUGCUAGCUCAAGGUCUUGACUCCAAUGCAACCCUUGGAAUGGCCUGCUCAUCACGGACAUGUUGCUUUGUAGGUAACGUCGUCAACUCUUACAAGUUUGCCUUCUGGGACGGCGCAGUGCUUCCCCUGGGGCUCGGCAUCUCGCUCGUACUGAACGGUCUGCUGCUGGCAGCCCCCAUCAAUCGGAUGCGGCUGCUGACAUUGCCGGAGCUGUUCGGGAGGAAGUACGGCGGCCUUAUGGAGGUCAUUGUGUCGUGCAUUGAGAUUACCUCGUUCACGUUCUUGCUGGCAGGCAACCUGGUGGGGAUAUCUCUGGUGCUCCAGUUCUGCUUCGGCCUGCCCAAGGGUGGCAGCAUUGCCAUUGCCGGCACCGUUCUGGGAAUCUACUCAGCCAGUGGCGGCCUCUUCUCCGUUGCCCUCACCGACCUGCCGCAGGUGAUCGGCGGAUUCACGGCCUUCACCGCCACCGUCAUCUACAUGAUGACUCACGAGUCCGGUCCACAGGCUGCGCCGCCCAGCCUGGGCUUUGCUCUGGACCUAGGAAACAUAACUGCCACCACCCCCGGCUACAGCGGCCCCCUGAACUGCAGCGACCCAGUAACCGGGGCUUCCACCUGCGACAACUACGCCUACCCGCAGGGCGAUAAGUUGGUUUAUGACAAUGGCAUGACUGAUCCCAACGCCUACGCGCCCUUCCCGAACGCGAUCCUCAUCAAUUGGGCCACCAUCUUCGUGCUGGGACUGGGGAACCUCUGCGCGCUGGAUUUCCAGGCUCGUUGCAUGGCCUCCAAGACCCCGAACGUGGCACGUACCUCCUGCUUCAUUUCGGGCAUACUGCUCGUCUGCAUCGGGGUGCCGUUCGGGCUGCUGUCGGGGCUGGCUCGCAAACACUACGGUCCGGAUUCGCAGUACGCUGAGUUCGCGGCCGACACGUGCAGCGCCCCUCUCGGGCUGUCCAGCUGUGCCGAGUGGCUGCCGGUGGGGCAGGAUGUCCUGUUUAGGCUACUGUGGCAGCAUGCUCCCAAGGCACUUGGAGCAUGGACCAUGGUGGCCAUCGUAACUGCCUCAAUGUCCACAGCUGAUGGCGCUAUCCUGGCUACCUCCACCGUCAUGGCGCACAAUAUCUGGCGCAAGGUUCCAAAAUACGGCACCAGCGAAGCUAACCUCUUGUGGGUGGCGCGCAUCUUCCACGUGCCUAUGACCGUGAUGUCUUGCUGUGUGGCCGCCUGGGCAUACAACCCCGCCUACCUGCUGGUGGUGGCCUUUGAUAUCGUGUUUGCGGGGGUACUGGUUCCGCUGCUGGCGGCUGUCUACUACCCGCGGGCCAGCCCCAAUGCCGGCUUGCUGGCGUGCGUAAGCGGCUCCUUGGUUCGCUUGGUGCUGGAGUUCACAUUGCCCAAGGACGGCUCUCUGGUCGCGUUUGGGCAGUACGCCCUGCAGUAUGGCAGCGCGCUGGCUGGGUUGCCGGCCUUCAUGCAGAUCGACCCACCCGACCAACAGGACUUCGCGGGCGUCUGGGAUCCGGACUCACUCACGUGUGACCAACCGCCACUGAGCGACUGGACCGGCCUUGACUCCCUCAUCUCUCCCGUCGUGUCGCUGUUGGUGUUCGUGGCGGUGUCGCUGUUCGAGCGCUUCUGGCCGGGGCUAGACAUACUGUUUUUUAUCCCUAAGGCAUGGCGCGCCACUCAACCUCUCUACCGUGAUGAUGAUAUGGAAGUUGACCCCGACAGCAGCCGUACGCCCGCACUGGCAGUUGAGAAGGCAAAGGCCGGCAUCAGCAACCCCGGCGGCGGCAGUAGCGGCUUCCCAUCCGCUCCCCGCCAUCUUAAGGACGAUUCCUCGGCGCACGGCGGCGGCACCUUUUGCGCUGACGGCGGUGCCUCAUCCGCCGCCGUCAGCCCGUUAGCUGACGAUCCCAUCUCCCGGGAGGUGCAGCUAGCGCCGGGUCUUCUAUUGCGAGAGCGUCAGGGCCGGCUGGAAGACGGCAUCUGA